GGUUGGAAAGGAGCGAUGGAGACAUGGCCUGUAAUACGAGUCAAGUCAGAGGAGAGGAAGCCAGACGUUAACGAAGCACUGGGCACUGGAAGAGAUUUCUGACAAUGAGUUGGAGUCACCGUGCACUGGACUAAGUGAUUUGCCAGCAGGGAAGGUGGGCUGGAGCAUGAAGAAAAACUUUUGACCCUGGAAAAUAAAUUACAGCUGUGUGAGAGAGAGGAGCGGAAGGUUCUGAGCGCAGAAGAGGCACUUGGAUGCUUUUGGAGGCACUUGGCACCUUCCUUUUGGUUCUGCAGAAGGUGCCCUUCCACUCUACUUGGAAAAUCCGUCCCCAGAUAGCAAAUUGAGUGCCCUGAAGCAGGGGGUGGUGCUGGCCCUUGGGAGAUCCCCACCUGGCAUUGCUCAGAGGCUUUUGCUCCUCGCCCUUGCAGCAGCUCCUCCCUGGUGCUUCCUCUGCCUGGAGCAGGAAGGAAGUUUUUGUCAGCAGGGCAAAAUCCUCCACACAAAACUACGUGCGAGUAAAUUGAGAGAGAGAACCACCUGCUACUUUGCAUAUAUUGUGCAGAUAAGGCCCAGCGUGAGGCAGUUUAUGACUGUAUUAUUUAUCUUCCACGCAGUGUUUCCUUUGGGGUUUUGUUCUUUGUUAUCUCAUCAUUUGGGAGGAUUAGAGCUUGCAAAGGGAAACACUGGAGUUGUAAUGGGCAUGUUUCUGGUGUCCUUUGUGGUCCUGGUUGCCCUGGUGACAGUCUUAUCUGGAAUUGGGGUUUGCGAGAGGUGCAGCAUUGGAAGUGGAGGCGUCUACUCCAUGAUUUCUACUGUCCUUGGAGGUCAAGUUGGGGGGACCAUUGGCUUCCUUUAUAUUUUUGGCCAGUGUGUUGCAGGUGCCAUGUACAUCACGGGCUUUGCGGAGUCCAUUGCGGAUGUGCUGAACCUCAGCAACAUCUGGGCAGUGCGGGGCAUUUCCCUGGCCGUCCUGCUGGGGCUGCUCGGGAUCAACCUGGCGGGGGUGAAGUGGAUCAUCCGCCUCCAGCUCCUGCUGCUCUUGCUGCUGGCUGUCUCAACGCUGGACUUUGUCAUCGGGUCCUUUUCACACCUUGAUCCAGAGCACGGCUUUGUUGGCUACUCCGAAGAGCUUUUGUUCAACAACACGCUGCCAGACUACAGCCAGGGGGAGUCCUUCUUCACUGUUUUUGGAGUGUUCUUCCCAGCUGCCACAGGUGUGAUGGCCGGGUUCAAUAUGAGUGGAGAUCUCCAGAAGCCUGCUACCAACAUCCCCCUAGGGUCUCUGGCUGCUAUUGGCACCUCGUGGUUUCUGUACAUGGUCUUUGUCUUCUUGCUGGGAGCCAUUUGCACCCGUCAGUCCCUCCGCUACGACUUCAUGAUAGCAGAGAAGGUAUCCUUGGUGGGUUUCUUGUUUUUGCUAGGUCUGUACAUCUCAUCCCUGGCCUCCUGCAUGGGAGGGCUCUAUGGAGCACCCAGAAUCCUGCAAUGCAUCGCCCAGGAGAAUGUGGUCCCCAUGCUCGCCUUUCUUGGACGUGGGAAAGGACCCAACAGGACUCCAGUGGCUGCGAUUUGCUUAACAAGUCUCAUCACCAUGGCUUUUGUCUUCAUUGGGCAAGUGAAUGUUCUUGCCCCGAUAGUCACCAUCAACUUCAUGUUGACAUAUAUUGCUGUUGACUAUUCCUAUUUCUCGAUCUCCUUGUGCUACGAUGAUCAGCAAAAAGCUGGCAAGACACAAGUGGAAAACACUAAGCCUCCUCACUCUUCCCAGCCUUUGAUUUUCAACAAGCCCUCCAGCCAUGCAUCAGAUGGAGUAAUUCAAAGCAGAUCGAACGGCACCUUGCUGGAAUUCACAAAAGACAUGGACCAGCUUUUUAAACCAUUUCGUAACGAGCCAAGUGCUAGCAAAAAAGGAGCUGAGAGUUUAACCCAAAAUGUCAAACAGAAAAAGGUGAAGAAGCCAGCCAAGCAAACAUUACAAGACAGCUUUCUUCUGGAUCUCGAUCAUGAUGCUCCUCCAGCUCAGUAUGGCUGGGAUGAGACUGCGGAGCCCCACCACGAAAGCUAUCAGGACCUCGCUGAGCAGGGCCACCAGCUGGAGGUGGGUCCGUGCUGGUCGCCUGCUGCGGACACCCAGGGGACACCUGAGCUGCUGGAGCAGGGGGAGCAGCUCCGCAGCCAGGCGCCAGAGCUCCGCAGCCAGAGGGUGGAAGGUGAGGGUAGAGUUCAUUGUAAUGAAUCACAGGAGAAGCUCCAAUGUAAUUUCCCAUGGAAGAUUAAUCACAGGAAAGCAGAAUCAUCUGUAAGACAACAAAAUCUAGAACUGGGGAUUCAGCAAAUUCCAGAAUCAUUCUACUCCAGAUUCUGCAAUCACUGGGUUUCCUUUGCUGGUGCAAUCGUGUCCCUCAUCAUAAUGUUUGUCAUUCAGUGGAUCUACACCCUUGUCAGCCUGGGAGCAGCGGUUAUUCUGUAUUUCUACAUUGGCCAAGUGAGUCCAGGACUCCCCCUGGGAGCAGCAGCGAAUUUCAGUUUGUUCAGCUGGAUUAAGUCAGCUUUGAUCACCUCAUGCAGGAGAAGGCCAUCUCCAAAGGAGCAGAUCGUUGUGACACCGGCCUUUGCAACAGUUGGCAUGGAGACCACGCAGCUCACCGAGGAGAAUGCAGACUUUGCCUCUCGAGACCGCUAUCACCAGUCCUCCCUUAUCAGCAGAGAAGAGUUUGUGAAUCAGUUUCAGUAAAGGGGGAGGACAGAAAAAAUACCAAGCUGUCAUCUCUGAAAGGGCUGAUAAGUGCUAGUCACUGCCACGGGGCCUUGUGAAAUACUUGAAUGUAUAUGGAAAGGAUGUGGAUAGUUAUUUACAUAUUCAAGGCUUGUUUGUUUAUGCAAACUACAGCAUGCCCAGGUUUCAAAUCUUAUCCAAAAGGGAGGGGGAUAAAACCAACCCGCAAAUAAAAGGGCCGAUCCAGUGAAGUGAUGAGUUACUGAGAAUGAUAUAAUCCUUU
Molecule: messenger RNA, 3002 nt
Organism: Oxyura jamaicensis (ruddy duck)
Lineage: Eukaryota; Metazoa; Chordata; Aves; Anseriformes; Anatidae
Gene: SLC12A8
Product: solute carrier family 12 member 8
Exons: 13
Coding region: 590-2737 (715 amino acids)
Biological process (GO): chloride ion homeostasis; cell volume homeostasis; potassium ion import across plasma membrane
Cellular component (GO): membrane
Molecular function (GO): potassium:chloride symporter activity
Source: RefSeq, a predicted model, not a curated record